Molecule: messenger RNA, 1504 nt
Organism: Neocloeon triangulifer
Lineage: Eukaryota; Metazoa; Arthropoda; Insecta; Ephemeroptera; Baetidae
Gene: arg
Product: arginase, hepatic
Exons: 7
Coding region: 90-1157 (355 amino acids)
Cellular component (GO): cytosol; nucleus; cytoplasm
Molecular function (GO): arginase activity; manganese ion binding
Source: RefSeq, a predicted model, not a curated record
UUUUAAAGCCUCAUAUGACUUUUUUCGUCAGCGGCAGGAAGAAACAAAACCAGUUGGCGUGAUCUUUCGACUUUGUGUGACGAGGAAACAUGAAUUCGCUCCGUCGCACUUUGCUUCAUAGGCCUGCGAAAAAGAUUUUCGCGCGGCUCUUUGCGUCAAACAACAACAGCAACGCGCGCGUCGGAAUCGUAGGGGUGCCCUUUGAGAAGGGUCAGCGCAAUUCAGGAGUCAGCCGAGGACCCGGAGUUCUCCGAGCAGGCGGAAUUGUCCAAGAUUUGCUCAGUUUUGGCUGUGACGUCAAAGAUUAUGGCGAUGUUGAUUACAAAGUUGAGCAACCGGGGACACAAGUUAAUAACAUGCUGGAGUAUGACGAUUUUGCAUCCUGUAUGGAAAAGGUUUCGAGCACCGUGAAACAAGUUUUGAGUGAAGGCAGACUUUGUCUCUCCCUUGGUGGCGAUCACUCGAUGGGGGUCGGCACCAUCGACGGCCACUACCAGGCCAAAGGUGACCUUGCCGUCCUCUGGGUGGACGCGCACGCAGACAUAAACACAAACGCCACUUCUCCGACUGGGAAUUUGCAUGGAAUGCCUGUGGCCCUCUUGGUCAAGGAGCUGGCAGACUACUGGCCAUAUUUGCCUGGAAUGGACUGGCAGAUGCCAAAACUAUCAAUCAAAAACAUCGCUUACAUUGGGCUGAGGUCAGUGGACGAAUACGAAAGUUUAAUUCUGGAGAAAUUUGGAGUAACCGCGUUCUCCAUGGAAGAUGUGGAGCAGUACGGAGUUCACGAAGUGACCCGAAGAGCCCUCGAGGCCAUCAAUCCUCACGGCGACCGAUCUCUGCACGUCAGUUUUGACAUUGACAGCCUAGACCCGAUUGAGGCGCCCAGCACAGGCACUGCUGAGCGUGGUGGUUUAAGUUUACGCGAGGGGGUGCACAUCAUGGAGACAGUUUUCGCAUCCGGAACCUUGGGAGCGAUGGACCUGGUCGAGGUCAACCCUGGAAUUGGGUCAGAGAGGGACGUCAAGAUCACAGUGGAGGCGGCCAGACAGGUCGUCAGGGCUGGUUUUGGCUACAAGAGGAGGGGUAUGCGACCUUUGCUGGCACAGGAGAUACCUGGCUUGAUAGUAAAAAAUUCAUCACAAAGUGAAAUAAAUUAAUUUUGCACAUGUAAAUAGUUGCAGAGGGAAAAUAAUGCUAUUGUUUAAAAUCUGUGAAAACCAACUUUGCUCAAAACCUUUUCCAUUGCUUGAACACAAGCAUUAAAAUUGUAAAAAUAUUGUAAGUUAUCUGAAAAUUUUAAAGAAGUUGAGAAAUUUUUAAUUUUAAUGAAUGUUAUAAUUAUUUUCUGUGCCAAAAUUUUCUGUCGUAAUAUUUAUCAGAUCAAUAGGACAGGUUAAUCGGUCUUUUUACUUCUUCAAAUUACAAAUCUGCUUCAAACCGUUUAACGGGGAUCGAUGUUGUUUAUACUUGUAUUUUCUAAAAUAAAAUUUUAUUACUGCUAGAA